AUGUCCGGUGCAGGGGUGCUGACCUUCGGCGACGGCGGCCACGGAGGAAGAGGAGGCAGCCACGAGGGCCUGUUCGAGACCAACCAGCUGCUGAGGAGGGAGAGCAGCCAGGGCGCCGUCCAGCGGGCGCAGGCGGCCGCCGCCAAAGCCCGGGCUCUGGCCAUGUACGAGGGGGAGUUCGUGCAGGGGAAGUUCCAGGGCGCCGGCGUCUUCACCCGCUUCGACGGCACCCGCUUCGAGGGGGAGUUCAAAGGCGGAUGCGCGGCCGGAAACGGGGUGCUGACCUUCGGCGACGGCGGCCACGGAGGCAGAGGAGGCAGCCACGAGGGCCUGUUCGAGACCAACCAGCUGCUGAGGAGGGAGAGCAGCCAGGGCGCCGUCCAGCGGGCGCAGGCGGCCGCCGCCAAAGCCCGGGCUCUGGCCAUGUGA
Messenger RNA from Menidia menidia (Atlantic silverside), 429 nucleotides. NCBI's taxonomy places the organism in Eukaryota, Metazoa, Chordata, Actinopteri, Atheriniformes, Atherinopsidae. The record is from the annotation of a GenBank genome assembly.